Molecule: messenger RNA, 2716 nt
Organism: Hermetia illucens (black soldier fly)
Lineage: Eukaryota; Metazoa; Arthropoda; Insecta; Diptera; Stratiomyidae
Product: SOX domain-containing protein dichaete
Exons: 2
Coding region: 585-1610 (341 amino acids)
Biological process (GO): anatomical structure morphogenesis; cell differentiation; regulation of DNA-templated transcription
Molecular function (GO): DNA-binding transcription factor activity, RNA polymerase II-specific; RNA polymerase II cis-regulatory region sequence-specific DNA binding
Source: RefSeq, a predicted model, not a curated record
GAAGUUACCUGGAUUUUUAACACGUCCGUAGCCUGUUCUUUCGACCACAUAGGCAUUCUACGAUUGCACACAAAAUACACAUAUCAUAUUAAUAUGAGACGAAGGUUUUUGUGGGCCUGUUUUUAUGUGAUUUCAUUCAUGAGUCGAGAUGAGUUGAUUCGAGUCAGUUGGUCGGUAUCUCGGAUGUUGUCCAAAAGUCGAAGUCAGUCAGUGAGUUUGAUUUGACGAGUGAAGUUGUUUGAAUCAGGACGUGUUGCACAAUAAGAUAUAAUAGAAGUGAAAGAUAAGAAUUGUUUUGAUAUCGUACAGUUUAUGUAUAUCUGAUUUUUUGGACAAUACCAGAUUUUUGGUUUUGAUUUUUUUAAAAUAUUUUUAUUGGCGUACAAUAUCACGGUUGAUAGUGCGAAUUCCGUCGGCAAAACGUUGUGACUAAUUGAAAAGAUAUUUUGAUAUGAAUUUUUUGGAAGCUGAUACUUUGUGAACUUUGUUUAAAAAAAGUGGUGUUACGAUAUCGAUUGCAAAUAUUUUGAAAGAAAAAAAAAUAUUAAAGACCCAGUGAACAAAAGUGAAAAGACAGCCUUUUAAUGAUGGCAACACUAUCUUCACAUCCACAUUAUGGAUUUCAACUGAGUGGAGGACUUGAUAUUCCAACACCGGGCGACUAUGCGCCUCAGCCCACUAUGAGUCCUUCAGACAUGAAGCGCGCUAUGCACUUUUCGCAGUCAAGCAGCCUGGCCGCCGUUGCUGCUGCAAUGGGUGGCUCACCAACUGGACCGACUUCAGGAAGCCAGUCCAUGAACGGUUUGAUGGGCAGCCCGGCGAGUAUGGGGUCUGGCGGUCAUCAUCACGGUGGACAAACUGGAGGCCAUCCGGGUGGUGGACCAGGCCAAGAAGGCCAUAUCAAACGACCAAUGAACGCUUUCAUGGUCUGGUCGAGACUUCAGCGUAGGCAGAUUGCCAAGGAUAACCCAAAAAUGCACAAUUCGGAGAUAUCAAAGCGUUUGGGAGCCGAAUGGAAAUUACUAACCGAAUCGGCGAAAAGGCCAUUCAUCGAUGAAGCAAAACGAUUGCGGGCAUUGCACAUGAAGGAACAUCCAGACUACAAGUACCGGCCACGCAGGAAGCCAAAGAAUCCACUCCAAGCUGGUGGACAAUCUUUGCAAUUGGGAAUGCAAGGUGGAAAAUCAUCGUUGAACGCCGCAGCUGCUGCCUACAAUCCAUUCCAUCAAUUGCCACCAUAUUUCGCCCCCUCACAUCACCUAGAGCAACCAUACCCUGUACCAUAUUUCGGCGGUUUUGAUCCACUAGCUUUAUCAAAAUUGCAUCAAACACAAGCUGCUGCCGCGGCCGCUGCCAGCAAUCAACCCACCAAUGCACUUGAAGCGCAAAAAGCCCCGCAAUUGCCGCAAACCACAUUAGGAUCAUUCUAUUCAGGUAUCUAUAGCGGAAUCUCAGCCCCAUCCCUAUAUGCCGCCCAUUCUAAUGGUAUCUACCAGAAUUCAUCGACGUCAUCAGCAUCGCCCGGCUCAAGUCCGGGAGGGGUUACACCUAGUGGAGUCGACCACAUGGAUAGUAGUACCAUCCGACGGCCUGUUCCUGUAUUAUAUUAGAGUAUUUAUUAAUAUGAAAACUGUAUAUUUUAUUUACUUUUAUUCGGUUCGUAUAAUAACCCACCCUUAUUUGACAAGCGGAGAAAAUAUGCAUAUAUUGCUGGUAUGGUUCUAGUACAAGUACAAAGCAACAAACCUCUUUCAGACAAAUACUCUUUUCGUGUAAAUCUGAUUUCUUCAAUUGUUUUAACUUCUAGACAAAUUGUUAUGUAGAUUUAAGAUUUGAUGUUUCAAUUCGAUAAUUCCAUUAGAUCAAAGAGCAGUAUUAAACCUCAAAUAUUCGCGAAAUCAUCCUAUUGUAAAUAGUUCUCACCCUUUACAUUCCCCACAAUCACUUCUUCCACAAACUUCAUAAAUUUUAAUUUAAUUUAAAACGGAUGUCGAUUAAAACAACAAUAAGUUGAGACAUAUUCGUAAAUUUAGCAGGAAACUGUUGUUGCAACUAUUUAUGAUAUUUUUAGUGACAUUUCCAAAUUUGUUUUAUAAAUAAUGUCUUUGAAUCUAGACAAGCUCGUAAAGAUUGAUAUAGAAACUUAAUUUAAUUUAAAAUAAGUUAUAAAAAUUCAAUUAACUUUCAGACGAGGUAGAAAACAUGGAAAGAAAUCUGUAAAUAGAAAACAAUUCUAAUUAAAUAAUAUAAAAAAUUUAAGAUACGAAUGUUAGGAUGUAUCGCGAAAUAUAGUGAAAUGAAAACAGGAAAAUUAUAAAUAUCAAUAGCGAAACGAAAAAAAAAAUCUGAUAAAAAGAAAACCAAGACAUUUCAGGAAAUGAGUUUUACUUUUUACAUCUUCGUUUCAAUAUCAAUUUAAUGAUAUAAAAAAAAGUUCAGAAAGUUUUCGUUUACUCUUUGUGAUUAUUGUAACUGUAAAGAUUUAAGAUUAAGAACCUGAAUCAUCUCUCUUCUGAUAGAGGCGCGAUCGAAUGUGUUAAUAAUUAUAGAUUAUUUUCUUUAAGACAAUGUAUUCGUAUAUUUUAUUUUGUUAUUAAAUAAUAUUGAUUUUUUUUUAAAUUAAAAUGAUUGACUCUUGUUUUGAUAGAAACAUGUGAAUGAUUAUGAUGGAGAAAAUAACGAUGAAUAAAGAUGGAGAGAAUGUCUUGUUUUUAAA